CAUUUUAAUGAGAUCAUCAACUUCUUGUUUCCAAGAAGGUCUUGUGAUAUUGCUCAGUCAAGAGUUCCUAAGAUGGAUGUGUUCAAGAGGAGGUGUCCAAACAAUACAGAUACCUGGAAUCUAACAGCUGUGUUAAAAUUCCAUAUCACAAAACCCUCCAAGGAUCCCGAUCUCCAGCCCAUCCUCUUUUUGAUCUUCCUGUUCAUGUACCUGGUUAUGGUGCUUGGGAACCUGCUCAUGAUCCUGCCUGUCAGUUUAGAGUCUCAACUCCACACCCCUAUGUACUUCUUCCUCUCCAACUUGUCUUUUACUGACAUCUGUUUCAUUUCCACCACGCUUCCAAAGAUGACUGUGGACAUCCUAACUCACAAGAGUGUCAUCUCCUUUGUGGGCUGCCUGACACAAAUGUCUCUGCUUAUUCUUUUUGCAUGUAUGGAUUACAUGCUUCUGAUCUUGACGGUUUAUGACAGGUUUGUGGCCAUCUACCAACCCCUCCAGUAUUCCUUCAUUAUGAACUUUCCCCUCUGUGUUUUCUUAGUUUUCAUAUCUGUUUUAUUUAGCCUUAUAGACUCACAAUUGCAUAAUCUAAUUGUCUUAAAGUUCACUUAUUUCUAUGAUGUUUCAAUUUCCACCUUCUGCUGUGAACCUACUCAAAUUCUUAAGCUGGAUUGUACUGAAAACUUUACCAAAAACAUGAUCACUUAUUUUUCUGGUGCCAUAAUUGGUUUUUGCCCAUCUCAGUAAUGUUAUUCUCUUAUUAUAAAAUCAUUUCCUCCAUUCUGAGAAUCCCAUCAUCAAGUGGGAAGUAUAAGGCUUUCUCCACCUGUGGGUCUCACCUGUCAGGUGUUUGUUUAUUUUAUAGAACAAGCAUUGGGAUGUACCUUGAAUCUACUCUAGCACAUUCUCCCAGAAAGAGCAUGGUGUCUUCCAUAAUGUACACUAUUGUGACUCCUAAGCUGAAUCCCUUCAUCUAUAGCCUGAGGAAUAAGGACAUUUAAAAUGCUCUAAGAAAGCUCUACAGUAGAAAAUUCUAGAAUCCGCAUCUGAGGCAACCGAACAAAAUUUACAUGGAAAGAGGCAUCAAUUCUACACAUCUAGUCCUGCAAAGUUUACCUUCUGAACAUUUUUAGUAGUUUGAUUACUUUAAUUCCUCAGCGUAUAUCAUAACCAGAAUGGUAGAAGAUAUGUUCAUGAGACUGGAAGAAUGCAGUGUGAUUAAAAUGAAUAAGCAAUUUAAGUUUUAGAAAAUAAGAAUUUUUAGAGAUGCAUCAUUUUGAUGCACAUAAAUGAGGAUGUAAUUAAUGAUACUGAAGAAAUGGUUAAAUGCUGUUAUAUAUAUUCACCACAAUAAACAAUGGUAAUAAAAGCUUUUGUUAAAAAAUACAAAUCAUGUGAAUAGUACACAUAAACUUCCAUUUGAAUACAUAAAUAUUACCAAAACCAUGUAGACAUUCUUUUUCUGAUCUUUUCCUUCCUCAAUUAAUAUUAAGAAUUUCUUAACGACUCAGAUGAAUAAAAUAUUUUAGUUAACAAUGACUGCUGGGCAUUCGUCCUCCAAGGUAAUAUAAUAGUAAGUAAUUAACCUAUGUCUCUAGUUCUCCCGUGGCUCCAUACCACUGACUGUGCUUAGGAUUUGCUGAGGAAGGCUUUUGAUUGCCCAAGGAAACUCUUAUUUGACAUGGUAUUCACUGAAAUGCUAAGGACAGGGGCUGAGCCUUCAUUGGACUCUUGGUGGAGUGAGACCCAUUCAUUCUUCAUUUUCUUGUUCAUGACACAGCCAAAAUGCUGAGUAACCCAGUAAGUGCAAGUGAGACUAAGGAUGGAGGAAAGACUGUCUGCUGCAUUAUUUCAUCACCAUGAAGACAAACAUGACACCUCUAGUGGCCAAAGAGGACACCAAUAUGCAGGAUUUUGGCUAAGAGUACCAUGAAGUGUUGUUUCUUGGGGAUUCCUAUUGCAAACUUAUCCUUCACAAAAAUUAUUUGCUGUCCUGGGACCCUGGAUCUACUUCCCAUCAACAUCAACUAGAAUGAUCCCAGAAAAUAUGUUUCUCUAAUUUGUUAUUUUAGGACACCUAACAUUUAAUUAAUGUGAUUAAAGAUAUAAAAUCAGCAAAAUGAUGACAGCAGGUACCAGUUUACAGAGCUUCCAACAUGCCAGGCUUUGUUCUUCUCAUCAUGUACAGCUUGCUCCAUUUCACCUUCACAGUCUCACAUUGUUGUUGUUUUAUAGAUAAAGAAGGAACCUAGCAUUUUUUUGUAAUUUCUGUUAUGCUUUAGUUAGAAGAGAAUGACACUUUAUAAAAAUUAAUCUGUUUGAGGAAUGACAUAGGACAUUUUUACUGGAGAAUCAUAGCAUAGACGUGCAUUGUCAAUGCAACCAGCCACUUCAAGUCCCUGUCACUGCAGGAAGCAACUUCUGGUUCACUGUGCUCUUCAUGGUGGGAAUUUGGGAAGCUGACGAGGAAGAAUGGAGGAUGGCACCUGUUGUGUCUAUUAUAGGAAGGAUUUCUCUGGACUACAGGGAAAGAUAAGAGAAACAUGUACAUGGUCAUUUAGCACAAACCACUCUAUGGUAAUUCUUACAUGAUUAUGGGUUAAGUAAUUUCAUCUCAUG
Molecule: messenger RNA, 2616 nt
Organism: Heterocephalus glaber (naked mole-rat)
Lineage: Eukaryota; Metazoa; Chordata; Mammalia; Rodentia; Bathyergidae
Source: RefSeq, a predicted model, not a curated record